This is a messenger RNA of Linum tenue, 2323 nucleotides long. NCBI's taxonomy places the organism in Eukaryota, Viridiplantae, Streptophyta, Magnoliopsida, Malpighiales, Linaceae. The record is from the annotation of a GenBank genome assembly.
CGACAGAUAAUUAACCCAGUUAAUCAUUCACGGAUCAUGCUUUUUCAUUUUAAUAGUAUAUAUAUUAUUGUAUUACACAGAGAUCGUGGCUGCUUGAUCGCGGCUGCGUUGGGUGGUCCGUUAGCUUCCAAGCGUACUCAAUAAUCAUCCGUCGGAUCAGACCAAUCCAAGUGUCAGCAGCGAGCCAUCUGUAUCCCGACCCGUCACUUAACGGCGACGUGACAGCCUGACUGACUGCGUUGGGACUUCCCGUACGGAAUUAUCUCCGCGUCCGCAAUCUUCACGAGAAGGGAGAGGGAUAGAGACAGAGAGUCGUCUCAGCGCCUAAUCAUCAUUCAUCGCCAUGUCGCUCCUUCUUCCACCGAUAGAUCUACGCCGGCGCCGACGACAAGAUCCGCUCCUCUCUCUCCACCGUCAACCUUUCUAACUUCUUCCGAUUCCGCCGAUCAUCACUCGCUGGCCGCCUUCUCCAUCAGAAAAAAAAAAUGAUGGAGACUGAGCUCCACGAUGUUAAACCAGUGCCUCCCAAGGGCCACGUCAUCUCCCCCGAUUCUCCCUCAUCGGCGUCCCCCGUCGACGACGCCUCACAGAAGGACGACCGGCCGCUCCUCAAAUCCGACUCCUGCUCGUCCUCCUCCGGCCGAAUCUCCGCCGAGAGCCUCGAAGAGCUGAACAAGAAGUUCGCCGCGUUCGCCCGCCACGACGUCUACGGUCCGCUCGGCCGCGGGGAGCUGCCGCUCGUGGAGAAGCUCCUGCUCGGCGUCGCCUGCGUCACGCUCCUCCCGUUGCGCGUCGUGCUGGCCACCCUCAUCUUGUUCUUCUACUACUUGGUGUGUAGGAUUUGCACGCUCUUCUCCUCGCCCAAUCGGGACGAGGCGGCGGAGGAGCAGGAGGACUUCGCUCACAUGAGAGGGUGGCGGAGGACCGUCGUCGUCUCCUGUGGCAGGUUCCUCUCCAGGGUCAUGCUGUUUGUGUUUGGGUUCUAUUGGAUAAGCGAGAGUUUUAGGGAUUUAGAGCAAGAGCAAUCUCCGCCUCAAGGCAAGUCAUCCUCUCAGAACGAUGGCAAAAUCCAAUCACAACGACCUGAAAGACCAGGGGCGAUAGUAUGCAACCAUGUCUCGUAUGUUGAUAUUCUGUACCACAUGUCGUCGUCUUUUUCCAGCUUUGUUGCCAAGAGAUCAGUGGGUAAACUUCCUUUGGUCGGUCUCAUCAGCAAGUGCCUUGGAUGCGUCUUUGUCCAACGGGAGUCGAAGUCAUCUGACUUUAAAGGUGUUGCAGGUAUUGUGAUUGAGAGAGUUAAAGAAUCUCAUGAGGAUGAAUCUGCUCCCAUGAUGAUGUUAUUUCCUGAAGGAACCACUACUAAUGGGGACUUCCUCCUUCCUUUUAAGACGGGUGGAUUCUUAGCUGGGGCACCUGUUAUUCCAGUGAUUCUGCGGUAUCCAUACCAGAGGUUUAGUGCUGCCUGGGAUUCGAUAUCGGGGUUCCGUCAUGUUAUUCUUCUGUUGUGCCAAUUUGUAAAUCACUUGGAAGUGAUAAGGCUACCUGUUUACUACCCUUCCCAAGAAGAGAAGACUGACCCUAAACUAUAUGCUAAUAAUAUCCGGCGGUUGAUGGCACGCGAGGGUGAUCUAGUAAUGUCAGAUAUUGGACUAGCCGAGAAGAGAAUAUACAUUGCCGCACUCAAUGGUAAUAAUAGCCUGCCUAGUGUUUUGCAUCACAAAGACGAUUGAUAAAUUUCAUCCUGGCCUGGAUUCCCGAAUGAUAAUGUCACUUCUCUCUAUUGAGCUUCUUCUUAUGAUUAACAUUGUUGGUAGUUCAGUUCCCCCUUGAAAACGGUUAAAAAGAGGGAACUUUACGUUGUAUCGGUCGAAAACACUUCAUAUGUUCCUGUAACCCCGUUAUAGAGUAGAGACACAGUUUGGUCUGUUGUUCUGUUGUAGUAAAAGAAAAACUGAAGCAAUUUCCUCUGUUUCAUGUUCCUUUGCAGGUUUGUUAUCACAAUGCUAACUCUGGGGUUUGCCGUCUUGUCUGUGUAUAGUGAUGUACCAUUCAUUUAUAAAGAAGGAAACAGAGGAAAGAAACCCCUUAAAAGGAAGAAAGCGAAAAGGGGAGAAGAAAUGAUAUAUCAGGAAAGUAGCAAAUAGCGAUAAAUGGAUGUGCAGAACUAAACAAAGAUGUAAUUCUUUAGCUCAACCCUUUUGAACUGCUUUUUGCAGUGGCACACACACACACACCAUGUCAGUUAUCUGGAGCUUAACAACAGCAGUUUUUGCCUAUAUUGAGUUACAGCGCGCGUUGUUGUAUCCUCGAGACUCUUUCGGUC